CCUACAAGAAACAGAAGUUAAACAGAAAGAUGCACAUGGAUUUAAAGUAAAAGAAUGGUAAAAGAUAAACAAUGCUCACACUACCCAAAGAAAGCUAGAAUUAAGUAAUAUCAGACGAAAUAGAUUUCAGAGCAACAAAUAUUAGGGACAAAGGAAAUCAUUUCAAAACAAUAAAGAGAUCAAUUCUUUAGGAGGACAAAACAACCCUAAAUAUGUAUGCACCUAAUAACAGCCCGAAAAUGCAGGAAACAAAAACCAACAGAACCUCAAAUCCACAAUCACAGCCAUAGAUUUCAGAACAAGGAGACAAAAUCUGCAAAGAUAUAGGAGAUUCAACACCACUGUCAACCAGCCUGACCUGAUCGACACCCCACAUCGACAGUGAAUGCGCAUUCUUUCUGGGUGAACACAGUCAUUUACCAAUGUAGACCCACAUUGUAGGUCAAAAUAAAUCUCAAAUUUUAAAAGAUUCAAAGUUACACAAAGCAUAUUUUCUGAUCACAAUGAAGUUAAAACGGAAAUCGAUAACAGAGAAAUAUCUCUGGAAAAUCUCCAAAUAUUUGGAAAUUAAAUAACACACGUCCAGAUAACCCAUGGUCUGUGGAUAUAAUGGAGACGACCCCCUGGACCUGCCUCACAAUCAUGCUGAGCAGGAGCUGGAGACAAGAGGGGAUGCCCUGUGGUCCCAUUUACCUCACAUUCAGAAAAACAAAACUGAUGUACAAAGAAAAGAGGCCAAACAGUGGCUGCCUCGAAGUGGGGGACCAGGGGUCAUCCGGGAAGAGGCGGCUGGGGGGUUCUGAAGUGAAAGGAUUUUGUGUCUUGAGGAGGUGUCAGCUCCGUGCCAUGUGCAUUUGUCAAAACUCAUCAGACCUAACAGCAAGGUCUGUGCACUUUACUGUGUAAAUCACAUCAAUAAGGAAACUCAGGAAGAAUGUGAAAGAAGUCCUGCAAAUCCUAAGGAAAAGAGUGGGCCAUGGGGGAAGACACACAGGCAGCCCAGAGAAGCAGAGACCACGUGGAUUCCAACAGAUUAGAGAAGAGGAAAAGCAAAUGCACCGCAGGAGGCCUGCUUUUACCCGCUAGAUGGGCAAAGACUGAGAAUCCCCACAGCUCCCGCUGGGAUGACGCGGCUGAACGGUGGGAGUGUAAACGGUGGAGCCGCUUUGGGGAAAGAACUGGGCAUUUUCUUGUCGAGUUCAACCCGACAUUCCUGAGCCUAGAGGUGGCUCCAAGAGGAACGCUGGCCAGCACCCAGAACGAACCAGGAAGUGUGAGGUGGUCGCUCCAGGGAACGUGACACAGGGUCAGAAUAAACGCAGCCAGCUGCGGGGAGCAAGCGUCACAGUAACACAAAGGAGACCCAGAAGACGGCUCAGAGCAGACGCCUCUGCCGCAAGGUCUGAAACAGCCGCGCUGAGCAGCCCUUGUCUACGCUUAAAACGCUGUGAGCAGCAGGGAGCCCGCGGGCGGUCCUCUGAGCGGCGGGCCGGAGAGGGAAGGAGCUGAGGGCAUUCGUCAGCGAUCCUCUUGGGCUGAGGGGAGGUUUACAAGUGUUCAGCACGUCAUUUUAUAACUGAAUGGAUAAUAAACGCCGUCCAUGGAAAGACACAGAAUGAAGCGGGAGGGCCACGAAGCUACCGAGCAGCAUUCACCCCCCCGCCCCACCCCGCCCCUGGACCCCAGAGGAGGGGCUUUGAGGCCCGGAGGGGCCAGCGCUCCCGGAGGGCCGGUGACAGGCAGCGCGCUGUUUGUGGCUGAGGAGACAGUGGGGAGCCCCAGAGCGGGGCGCCGGCGACACCUUCCCUCCACGGACCCUGCAGUGCGCCUCCACCAAGUGCUCUGAGCCCCGCGGGGGUGACAGUUUGCGAUUAGAGCCCUCCAGACUCGGAGCAGAAGACGGGGGUGGGGACAAGGCCACUAACGAGCCCGAUAAAAGCCACCUGGGUCCAGAGGCAGCGGGACCCUGCGAGACGCGCCGUGCUCCCCACAGACCCCGGCUCAGAGAGAUGCAGAGACCGGCCGAGGCCUCACACCUUCUGCGAGGGGAGGUUCGGCUCCCCGGACCUGAGUCUUGAGGCAAAGGACCUGGGGAGGCCACGAGGACCGCACUUUCGGGGGGCUGCCAAAACCCGUCGCCAGGCUGGGCGGCACAGACGCCGGGUACGGGCUCCCGAGCCCUCAGCCCGCGCCCUCAGCUGGGGAUCCAAGCUGGCCACCGACCGAGGCUCUGCACACCCUUCGCAGGCCCAGCCUCCUCCUCUGCGUUGCUGACAGGUCUCGCUUCACCAGGGACUUGGGGGACGGGCCUCAGUGCCCUGCGCACCCCGGCCUGUGCCCCACCAGCUCUGAGCAUCCCCGCAGCCCCCUCCCCGCAGGGCUGAGCGCGUCUCAGGCCGCGGGGUCUCCGGAGCCCCGGCUCACCCAGCGAGUUCCCCUCCCGGGUGAGCCCGGAGCAGCCGUCAGCUCAGCCCGGCGCCGCCAGAGGAGGGGCCAAAUCCCAGUCGACCGGACGAACCACUCCGUCCACGGGGAUCUCCCUCCGCCUGCAGCGCGACCCCUGCCGCGCUCCGCAGACCCGACGGCGGCGUGAGGGGAGGCCCUGAGGCUCCACCGCCUCUAGGAGGGGCGGGAGAGCCCGAGGAGCCCCGGAUCCGUCUGCGCGGAGCCCUGGCCCAGCCCACCCCCUCCUGAGACCCGCCACCCCUCAGACACCCAACUCCAGGGAUGUCCUGGCAUGAGAGUCCAAACAGCGCGGCCCCUCAGAGGCUCUGCGUAGACCGCUGCCGCCCAUCCGCCAAAGGCCACUUUGCUGCUCAGAAAACACAGGCAAAGACCAAGGCUGGAUCUCGGCCAGGUCCACGUGGGGACAUAAAAAGGCGGGGAUGAGCUUCCGCCCCCUCUGCAGACCCCUGGCCCACGCUUUGCUCACCCCUGGACAGCUGACAGAAGUGGUGUCCUUCCCGAGGGGUGAGAGGCCCUGGCCAGAGAGCAGCUGGAGGAGCAGAACCCUGGGGGCCCACAGGGGGUGCCCACAAGUGACCUCUCUGCCAGGGAGGGCCAUGAGCAACUCCACUGAGACCUUGGUGACGGAGUUCAUUCUGCUGGGCUUCCUGGAGCUGUGCCACCUGCGAGGGCUGCUGUUCGGGUCAUUCCUCAUCGUCUACGUGGUGACCGUCCUGGAGAACCUGGUCAUCGUGGUGACAGUCCGAGCCAGCCGCCAACUGCACACGCCCAUGUACUUCUUCCUGGCCAACCUGUCAGUGCUGGAGACCGUCUACACCUCAGUCACCGUCCCCAAGUUGCUGGCUGGCCUCCUGGCAUGGGCAAGGACCAUCUCCUUCUCAGGAUGCCUGACCCAGCUGUUCCUCUUCCUCUCACUCGGCUCCUCUGAGUGCUUCCUCCUGGCCACUAUGGCCUGUGACCGGUACCUGGCCAUCUGUCGCCCGCUGCACUACCCAGCCAUCAUGGACUCAAGGCUGUGCCUGCACCUGGCCCUCACUGCCUGGCUGGGCGGCUUCCUGGCCUCCUUUGUGUCCACGGCUCUCAUCUCCCGCCUCAGGUUCUGUGGCCCCAACGUCCUCAACCACUUCUUCUGUGACAUCUCGCCCCUGCUGCAGCUCUCCUGCUCCGACACCACCGCCAUCGAAGUCGUGGACUUCGCAGCAGCCCUGGCUGUGCUCUCAACCUCCCUGCUGGUGACCAUGGUGUCCUAUGGCUACAUCCUGGCCACAGUGCUGAGGAUCCCCGGGGCGGCCGGCCGCAGGAAGGCCUUCUCCACCUGUGCCUCCCACCUGGUGGUGGUGGCCAUCUUCUACACCACCACCAUCUUCAUGUACGCCCGCCCUCACGCCAUCAGCUCCUUCGACCUCAACAAGCUGGUGUCCGUGAUCUACUCGGUUGUGACCCCCCUGCUCAACCCCAUCAUCUACUGCCUGCGGAACCGUGACAUCAGGGAGGCUCUGGCCAGACUCCUCCAGGCCCCUGGCCCCUCCUGAGCACCAGCUGCAGGAGGAAGAACUUCUGGAUCCCUCCCCUCUCAUCUGCUCAGUCACUGGCCCACCACCAGGCAGGCCAUGGCUCCCUCCCGCCAGCGCAGGGGCAACCUCCUCUCUUCCCCACCUCACCUCACCUGGGAAGGAGCUGCCAAGAGCACAGAGUGGCCCUGAGAGCAUCUGGGCGAGCAGUGGAAAUGCCAAAGGCUCCAGCCUCUCCCAGGCAGCAUCAGCACCAGACCCGGGGACAGCUCCUCAGCUCCCAGCAGCGCCCUCAGCCCAGGAAGAACUUGGUCUCAAGCUCAUAGGAGGGUCCCUCUGCACUGUCCCUUCCCGACCACCUGGGGUCUGCUCAGGUUCUGCGGUGGCCAGACCCUCUGCCUGGCCCUCCUGGGCCCUGCGUACCUUGUCCCAGAGCCCACUGGGAUGGCCUCCUUUGCCUGAGGUCCCAGCUUGUCAGAGCAGACCCUGCGACCAACCCCAGCCAGCUGGACAGUGGACUAAGGGCUCCAGGCGAGUCCAGGCAGCGCCAUUGGCCACACAUUUGCCACCUUUCCUCAGAAACAAGAAUUUUGCUUUAUCUAAAACCUGAUGGGUCUAACGAAUAGAUGGCAAACCAUUCCUGGCUUUUCUGCCUUUUCUCUCUUCUCUGGUGCUUGGGGACAGAAAUUAGGCUAAUGCAGCACUUCCCUUCUUAUUGGCCAUUGCCAUUGGUCAGGGCGAGCACUUCUCUCACUUGAUUUCAUCUUUUUUGCCCACAUUCCCAUCCCAUUCCCUUCAUCACAGCCAUCCAAGUAAUAGGUUUAGUAUAUGUCCCUGGAGACAUGCAUGCGUUAUCAAUAGAUGUGUCCUGUGCUUUGUGUGUGAGAGGUUUAAAUUCGUGUAAAUGAUUUUGCCCUGCAAAUCUUCUCUUUCUUACUAUUUUACUUUAUAUAUUUUGAGGUUAUGUCAUUAGGUACAUGAAAUUUAGAAUUAUCAUCUUGGUCAAUUUAACCUUUUAUCAUUAUGAAGUGUUGCUCUUUGUGUCCAGUAAUGCUUUUUGCCAUAAUCUGUAAGGCUUAAAGUCUACUUUCUCUGACAAUACAGCUACAUCAGCUUCCCUUUUGUUAGUAUUUAUUUGCAUAAUAUAUAUUUCUAUCUGCGCUGGUUAUUCAUCUGUUGUCUCUUACCUUCUAACCACCCUUCUAUUGUCAGUUCUGUGAUGCUGGAGCUGGAACUCUGCAAACCACAUUUCUGCUUUGCCAGCUGCUCCCUGUUUCUGUUGAGAAGUCAGCUGUUUGUUUUAUUUUUACUCUUUUUAGAUAAUUGCAUUUCCCACACUUCUGGAAGCUUUUAACAUUUUCUUCUUGUGUUUGGUUUCCAGGGUAUGUUUCUCUUUGGGUUUGUCAUACUUGGAGUCUGUAAUGCUUCUAGAAUUCAUGACUCGCUCCCUCUCAUCAGUUUUUGAAAAUUACCACCAUUGUUUCCGUAAAGACUGCAUCUGCCUCAUUCUUUCUCUCCUCUCCUUUUGGUUCCAAUAGUACGUGGAUGUCAAGAUCUUUUUGUAGUGUCCCCUCUGCCUUCUAUUAGCCUGUUCUGUGUGCUGUAUGAUUUUUUUCCUCUCUGUGCUUUCUUCUGGAUAUUUUCUUCUGAUCUUCCAGGUUACGAAUUCUCUCUAGUCAUAUCUAAUCCGCUGUGUUCUUAAACGUAUUUUUUUUUUAGUUCUACAUUUCCUUUUGGUUCUUCUUACAGUUUCCCAUUCUCCAUCAAAAUUCUCAACUUGUUUUCUUCCUGUAGACAUGAACAAGCUCCCACAGUCUGUUGGCGAUGCACUUCUUCUCUUGUACUGGUGUCUCUGUUCCUCGCCAAGACUGGGUAGUUCACUGUGGCUUUUCCACACCAUCUUCAUAUCUGACAGGGUGAGUCCCAUGUCUUUGAUCUUCUUUUUCAAAAUUAGUUAUGCUAGACCUUUAUUUUUCCAUAUGGCUUCAGAUCCCUCGGGUUCUGUAUUAGUCCACUAGGGCUGCCAUGACUAAGUCCCCAGCCCAGGAGCUUAAACAACAGGCAUUCAUCCUCUCAUAGUCCUGGAGGCUGGAAGUCUGAGACUAGGCGUCGCAGGCUUGGUUCCUCCUGAGGCCUCUCUCCUUGGCGUGUAAAUGCCGUCUUCUCCCUGCGUCUUCACACGUUUGUCCCCGUGUGUGUCCCUGGCUCUUAUAAAGACACCAGUCAGACUGGAUUAGGGCGCACCCCAAUGACUUCAUUUUACCCUAAUUUCCUUGGUAAAGACCCCAUCUCCAAAUACAGCCACAUCCUGAGGUCCUGGGGGUCAGGACUUCAACAUAUCAAUGAGGAGGAGGGAAAUACAAUUCACAAUUCAGCCUAGAGCAGGUUCCUUUAAAACUUCCGCAGACAUUUUUAUUGGAAUUUUUUUGAAUUUAUGGGAUAAUUUGUGGAGAAUUUUCACACAAAAUUGUCACCUUCACAAUAUUAAGUUCCCAAUACAAGUACUACCCUUGUUUACUCCUCCGUUUAUGCAGCUUCAUGUUCUUUAAUAAUUUUUUUGCCAUAGAGAUCUUUUGCAUUGUGGAAGGUUACUUAUAGUGUUGGUUGCUACUGUGAAUGGCAUUUUAGUAUAUGUUUUCUAGCUAUUUCUUGUUCGGGUACAGAAAUUUUAUUUUAUCAAGUCUAAGAUACACAUGUGGCUGCAAGUCAGAGCCUCCAGGUAGCAGUCGCUACACAAACAGGGGAAGAGUCAGGCAGUGGCGGUGCAGGGGCCGUGGAGCAGCCUAGUGGUGAGUCUGGCCUGGAUCUUCCCUUCUUCCACCCACUCAGCCUGCAUAUUCAGCACCCUGCAGUCUUCACAGGGCAGCGGCAACUCCUGGCACUGAGUCCACAGCCUAGGAGAAGAUCACGCACGUUCUGCGUAGCCCUCUUUUUCAGGAGCUAAACCUCUCCCAAGCACCCUCUCUGUAUCCCCCCGCUUUGGGUGGCAGGUGAGAAGUCAGUGUCAAGUGCUGAGCGUCUGUGGGCAGGCAUGACUGUCAGGGCCGCCAGUCUGCAGAGUCUGCCACUCUUCGAUGCAGCAUUUUCUUCCUCUUAGCCGUUCUGCCAAUAUCUUGUUAACAGAAGCAGUGAGAGCAGGCCAUCCUUUCUUGUUCAUAUUUUUGAAGGGAGUACAUCUAAAGGCUUUCCAUUAAGUAUAACAUUGUCUGAGGCUUUUUAAAAUAUGGCCUUUAUCAAGUUAAAAAUUCACUUCUGGGGCUUGCCCUGUGGCCAAGUGGUUAAAGUUUGCAUGCUCCACUUCGGCGGCCCGGGGUUUCAACAGUUCAGAUCCCAGG
Equus caballus (horse) is the source of this 7312-nucleotide messenger RNA. The record is from RefSeq and is a predicted model, not a curated record. Lineage: Eukaryota; Metazoa; Chordata; Mammalia; Perissodactyla; Equidae.